This is a messenger RNA of Brassica oleracea var. oleracea, 929 nucleotides long. RefSeq names its product probable E3 ubiquitin-protein ligase RNF144A. Gene Ontology annotation, biological process: ubiquitin-dependent protein catabolic process; protein polyubiquitination; positive regulation of proteasomal ubiquitin-dependent protein catabolic process. The transcript is spliced from 3 exons. Gene Ontology annotation, molecular function: ubiquitin protein ligase activity; ubiquitin conjugating enzyme binding; zinc ion binding. Bases 114 to 929 code for a protein of 271 amino acids. NCBI's taxonomy places the organism in Eukaryota, Viridiplantae, Streptophyta, Magnoliopsida, Brassicales, Brassicaceae. Gene Ontology annotation, cellular component: ubiquitin ligase complex; cytoplasm. The record is from RefSeq and is a predicted model, not a curated record.
CGAAGAGAGCAUAAGAGCGGCGGAGCCGCAGCCUCGCAGCCCUAGGUAUACAUUAAUGGGUCAUAAAGCGUGGAUUCGUUAAACGAAAAUUUUCUCUACCAAGUGGCAUAGCAAUGGAAGGAAAAGUUUCUGAGGUCAGAAUAGAUAUGCCUCUUCCGAAAGAGACUUGCAGUAUAUGUAUCGAUGACAAUAUCAGUGCUAUUCAGAUGUUUUCUGUUGAUAUUUGUGGUCAUCGGUUUUGUUCCGAAUGUGUGAAACGAUAUAUUGAGGCGAAACUACUAGAGGGAAAUAGGCUUACAUGUCCUUAUGAUGGCUGCCAUCUUGAGCUGCGUUAUCAAAGUUGUGUCAACCUUUUGACUGAUGAACUAAAAAAAAUUUGGAAGCAGAGGAUCAUUGAGGACUUGAUUCCUGUAACGGAGAGAGUUUACUGCCCGAACCCGAGGUGCUCAGCUUUAAUGUCGGUAAAGGAACUCUCUAUAAUUAAAUCGACCGAAGAAUCUGGAGUUAGGAGAUUAUGUGUCAAAUGUCGUGAACCCUUUUGCAUUAACUGCAAAGUUCGGUGGCAUCACGACAUAACGUGCGACAAUUACAAGAUUUUGCAUCCAAAUCCUGUAGCAAACGAUACAAAGCUAGAAGCUCUAGCUAAUAAGGAAAUGUGGCGACAAUGCACAAAGUGUCAAAACAUGAUUGAACUUUCUGAAGGAUGCGCAACUGUACAAUGCAGAUGUGGACAUACGUUUUGCUACCGAUGUGGAGCCAAUGCUGGAUGUUGCCCUCAUGGUCAUAACUUUUAUGAUUUGAGGACUGGACGUCUAUUGUAUCGACCAUGGUGUGCUGCCUUGUGGACUCUCGUUUUGCUUGUGGUGACGGUUGCUGGUAUUGUCGCCUCUGUUGUUUGUAUUAUUUUACAUUUCGUCAGAAAGAAAUAG